CCACCAUUACAUCUUGUAUUUUGUUGAUCAUCAAGAAGGAAAUUAUGGAAUCCAUUAACAAAGCGAUGGCUAAGGGAAGUUCUUCGAUUGGAACCAAUAUUCUUCCUGAUAAGUUCAGAGCUUCUUUGCAUUUGGAGCAUCCCACUGUUGAAUGGAGGUAUGGGAAGCCCCCCUCUUAUGAAGCUGCUAAUAAGCUCUUUGAAGAGGGAAGGACCCAGGUGUGGCCAAAAGGAUCUCUGGAAGAAACAGUGCAAAAUACUGUAAAAUCAUGGCAAUCGGAGAUUAACAACAAGACUAGAUUACAGGAUUUCAAGACUAUAAACCCUGAGAAAUUCAUGCUUUAUGUCAAUGGAAGGGAGGGGAUAUCAGGAGAAGAUUUACUGAGGAUGGGGACCUUCAAUGCAUUGCUGAAGAGUUCUCUGCCUGAGGAGUUUGUGCAUUUCAAAGCAGAGGAAGAGACAUUUGAAUCAGCUCAUAAAGAAUUUAAUACUUGUUUUCCAAGAGGGUUUGCAUGGGAAGUUACAGAAGUUUAUUCAGCUCCUCCUUUGAUUGCCUUCAAGUUUAGGCAUUGGGGUUACUUUGAAGGGCCUUACAAAGGCCAUUCCCCCACUGGUGAAUUGAUUCAAUUCUUUGGUAUGAUGACUCUCGAGGUAGAUUCAUUGAUGAGGGCCGAAGAAGUUCACAUCUACUAUGAUCCAGGAGAGCUAUUUGGAGCACUUUUAAAGGCCAAAAAAACCCCCAAAAAUGACAAAGAUUCAGCUGCUUCAGAUGCCUCUGCCUGCCCAUUCUCCCAACUCAAAAAUUAGGUUUAAAAAAAAAAUAAAGCUGGUCUGAAAUAUAUGUUAUGUAACGUAACCUAUCAGUAAUUUCUAUCUGCUAAAUAAUGUCUUUAUCUUGUCUAAACUGAGCUGCAGUAAUUAACAUAUAUCUUAAAUCAAGAGGUUGUGAGUUCAAUCUCCCACCUCGACAUCUUGUACUAAAAAAAAUUAAUAAUGUCUCGCCUUCGCUCUGUACAUACAAAAAUAUAUAUGCCUAAAUAAAAACUGGGUUUUUCUUA
Momordica charantia (bitter melon) is the source of this 1057-nucleotide messenger RNA. RefSeq names its product pathogen-related protein. The record is from RefSeq and is a predicted model, not a curated record. Lineage: Eukaryota; Viridiplantae; Streptophyta; Magnoliopsida; Cucurbitales; Cucurbitaceae.